Molecule: messenger RNA, 489 nt
Organism: Echinostoma caproni
Lineage: Eukaryota; Metazoa; Platyhelminthes; Trematoda; Plagiorchiida; Echinostomatidae
Source: the annotation of a GenBank genome assembly
AUGGUGGCACCAACCCCACCAACUGACUUCAACUACGGUGACUAUGCAGCUCGUUUAGAACAUCGUAUGCGCCAAUUGCAUAUUCAACCACCUCGCCAGCAAACACCCCUAUCCUACGUUUCCCCUCGAUUAGCCGAAAGCUCGCACGUUUUUCCCAGGGUAGGUGUUUGCGCACCAGUGCAACCCCAAUACAGCGGCCCACAUAAGGUACUGCGACGCUUAGAGAAAGCCUACUUAAUAAAGCGCAACGGUAAACGUGAGACCAUCAGUAUUGACCGGCUCAAACCUGCGCAUGUGGAGGAAACCGGCCCUUCCACCAAUGGUCCCCCACACGUAGCGCCACCCGCAACUCCCGCUCCAACAAAUCCUGCUCCCUCCACCCAGGUAAACCCCGCGACACUCUUGGAGCAGGCACCUGAUCCCGACCCACCCCAUCGGAUCACUAGUCGCGGGAGAGUCCUUAAUUUACCUGUGCGUUUUGCAUUAUAA